CAACUGUCCUCACCAACGACGCCAUGACGCGUAGGCCUGCCAUCGACUUCCCUUCCAUCGUCAUGGCUGCAGAAGCUAAGCUAUGGAUCGACUCGGAAGAAGGCUUUGAGAUCAUCCGCGAGGCAUUUGAUUCAACAUCACGUUUCGCCAAGCUUCAACACCUCAAGACUGCCAUGGCUGGUCAUACCCUCUUCGUUCAGUUCGCGACACGCACUGGUGAUGCCAUGGGUAUGAACAUGAUUUACAAGGGCACGGAAAAGGUGCUUGAGGUUAUUCAGAAGCAUUACCCAGAGAUGAUCACGCUUGCGCUAUCAGGGAACUACUGCACGGACAAGAAGCCUGCUGCCAUCAACUGGAUUGAGGGACGUGGGAAGGGUGUGGUGGCUGAGGCUGUCAUUCCUGGGAGGGUUGUCAAGAGUGUG
Messenger RNA from Suillus clintonianus, 422 nucleotides. Its product is annotated as 3-hydroxy-3-methylglutaryl-coenzyme A reductase. Gene Ontology annotation, cellular component: peroxisomal membrane; endoplasmic reticulum membrane. The transcript has a single exon. The annotation marks the transcript as partial. Gene Ontology annotation, biological process: ergosterol biosynthetic process; coenzyme A metabolic process; isoprenoid biosynthetic process. Gene Ontology annotation, molecular function: hydroxymethylglutaryl-CoA reductase (NADPH) activity. Lineage: Eukaryota; Fungi; Basidiomycota; Agaricomycetes; Boletales; Suillaceae. The record is from RefSeq and is a predicted model, not a curated record.